AUGGGCUUCUCGAAGGGCAGGCGCCAGCACCGCCGCCAGCCUUCUUGGCUGCGGAUUGCCACCACGAGCAACAGCCCGUACCUGGGUGGUCCGAGCGAACAGUCGCCCUGGUCGUCGACGCAGUACACAUUCGCUGCCGCUGAAGCGAGCGCCUUUGAGGACAUGGCGUCGCCCAGCACGAUCGAUGAGAUUGGCUACGCGAAGAAGAAUGACUCUUGGAUUGAGGAAGGCCCAGCAAAUACGGUGAAAUCCGACCCCACAUUUGCUACUUCGGGACUGGACAAAUAUUAUCGGCCUGUGGACGGCUACGAGGGCAUGCAUCGGUACGAUCCGGACUUUGAGUGGGAGCCCGAAGAGGAAAGGCGGGUCGUGCGAAAGAUCGAUAAACGAAUCUGCGCGUGGGUGUGUGUCAUGUUUUUCGCCCUGCAACUGGACCGAGGGAACAUUGCCCAAGCUCUCUCAGACAACAUGCUCGACGAUCUGGGCCUGUCGACCAACGACUACAACUACGGCCAAACCAUCUUUUAUGUCAGCUUUCUCCUCGCAGAGCUGCCCUCUCAGCUCGUCUCCAAAUGGAUGGGCCCAGACAAUUGGAUUCCCAUCCAGAUGGUCUCUUGGAGCUUCAUAGCCAGCAUGCAAGCCUUCAUCACCGGCCGCAAAUCAUUUUUCCUCACGCGUUGUCUCCUCGGCGCUCUCGAAGGCGGCUUCAUUCCCGAGCAAGUCCUCUAUCUCAGCUACUGGUACACCAGCUCCGAGAUGCCAACCCGCCUCUCCUGGUUCUGGGUGUCCUCCAAAGCCACCGACAUCUCCUCCGCCUUCAUCGCCUACGUACUGCUCCGCCUGCGCGGCUUCUUCGGCGUCGCCGGCUGGCAGUGGCUCUUCUUCCUCGAAGGCCUGCUCACCGGCGCUAUCGGCGUCUUCUCGUGGUACUACCUGCCGUCCGGGCCGACGCAGACGGCGAGCGCCUUCCGCGGCGAGGACGGCUGGUUCACGGCGCGGCAGGAGAAGAUCAUGGUCAACCGGGUGCUGCGCGACGACCCGUCCAAGGGCGACAUGCACAACCGGCAGCCCAUCACGCCGGCCAUGCUGUGGGAGUGCCUGGCCGACUGGCACAUGUGGCCGCUGUACCUGCUGGGCCUGACGGCUUUCGUGCCCCAGUACCCCAUGACGGCGUACCUGACGCUGCAGCUGCGGAGCAUCGGCUUCGACACGUUCGACACAAAUCUGCUCGUCGUGCCGCCCAUGUGCCUGUACGUCAUCCAGCUGCUCUUUUGGACUUGGCUCUCUGAAAAGAUCAACGAACGCUUCUUGCUGGCGACAGUGGGCCAGCUGUGGAGCUUCCCGCUUCUUCUUGGUUUGAUUGCGCUGCCGCUGGCUGCGCCGGCGGGGCUACGGUAUAUGCUCAUCGCGCUUCUGGUCGGAUUCCCUUAUGUACAUGCGAUCUUGGUGGCUAUAACAAGCCGAAAUGCGGGCACAGUCAGAACGCGGACCGUGGCAUCGGCACUGUAUAACAUGUGCGUUCAAGCGGACAAUAUCAUCGGAUCGAACAUUUACCGCGAUGAUGACAAGCCUCUGUACCUCCAUGGUAACAAGGUCCUGAUAUUCUUCUGCAUCUUCAAUGUCCUACUCUUCGUAGGCACAAAAUUCUUCUACGUGACAAUUAACCGUCGUCGUGAAGCGAAGUGGAAUGCCAUGAGCCACGACGAAAAAGAGAUAUAUCUUGCCACCACUCGAGAUAAGGGAAACAAGCGCUUGGAUUUCCGUUUCGCGCAUUGA
This is a messenger RNA of Lasiodiplodia theobromae, 1776 nucleotides long. RefSeq names its product Phthalate transporter. Gene Ontology annotation, molecular function: sulfate transmembrane transporter activity. Lineage: Eukaryota; Fungi; Ascomycota; Dothideomycetes; Botryosphaeriales; Botryosphaeriaceae. Gene Ontology annotation, cellular component: membrane. The coding region runs from base 1 to 1776 and encodes 591 amino acids. Gene Ontology annotation, biological process: transmembrane transport. The record is from RefSeq and is a predicted model, not a curated record. The transcript is spliced from 5 exons.